Formica exsecta is the source of this 817-nucleotide messenger RNA. RefSeq names its product transcription factor Sp9-like. The record is from RefSeq and is a predicted model, not a curated record. The transcript has a single exon. The annotation marks the transcript as partial. Lineage: Eukaryota; Metazoa; Arthropoda; Insecta; Hymenoptera; Formicidae.
AUGUUACAGGAUCAUCCGGGAUUACGAGGCACGCCUCUCGCCAUGUUGGCGGCUCAAUGCAACAAGCUGAGCAGCAAGAGCCCGCCGCCACUAGCGGACGCAGCGGUAGGCAAGGGUUUCCAUCCUUGGAAAAAGAGCCCGCAGAGCAGCGGCAGCUCGCCGCAGCAUAGCAGCAGCGCUGGCGGGGGAGGUGGAGGAGGAGGCGGCGGUAGCGGAGGGUGCACAACGACGGGAGUGAGCCAGAGACCGACGGCAACGAGCAGCGCCGGGAGCACCGGUGGUUACGCCAGAGCGCCAGUGACAUCAUGCGCCUCGACUGCGCCGCAAUACGGUAGCGAGUUAUACUUUCCCGGAACAGCGAGCGCUCAACCGGCCGGCGAUCCGCAUCAUCAUCAGAGCAGUCUCUUGGGCAAGGUCGAGGGUGCGACCUUGGGCUCGGUAUACGGUAGGCAUCCGUACGAGUCGUGGCCGUUCAACGCGAUGCCGGGCGCGACUCACGGCGGCAUCAAAGCGAGCGAUGGUUGGUGGGACGUGCACGGCGCCGCGACCGCCGGCGGUUGGCUGGACGUGAGCGGCACCGUUGGCGUCGGCGUCCACGCGGCGCAAAUGGCCAAUUACUCGGCCGACUACUCGACAAGCCUCGCGCUGGCCGGCAAUCACUUGCUGACCACGGCCACGACCGCCGGUCACAAUCUCCUACAAGACACGUACAAGUCGAUGCUACCGGGCGGACCGCCCGGAUUCGGGCUUCAUCAUCACGCGGCCGCGACGGCCGGCGCCGGCGCCGGAAGUCCGCAGGCCGGCGGCGGCGGUGGCA